This is a messenger RNA of Salvia splendens (bonfire salvia), 801 nucleotides long. RefSeq lists its product as uncharacterized. The record is from RefSeq and is a predicted model, not a curated record. Bases 1 to 801 code for a protein of 266 amino acids. NCBI's taxonomy places the organism in Eukaryota, Viridiplantae, Streptophyta, Magnoliopsida, Lamiales, Lamiaceae. The transcript has a single exon.
AUGUCAACGAAAACGAAUUAUAAUCCAAACUCUACCGUGAAAGAGUGCGGCAGAAUCUUCUGCACCACCUUCCUCAGCCUCGUGCCGCCGCUAUCGCUCUUCCUCUUCACUCAGCUCUCCUCCGCCCGCCAUCAAAAAACGGAUCACCACAAGCCCCACAACACCGUCUCUACUUUCCUGCAUACUAACACGACCUCGUUCCUCGGCAUCCUCGUCCUCGCCGCCGCUCUCGUACAAAGCUUCACCGGCGGCGAGGAGCGCGCUUGGCUCACCAGCAUACGGCGUCGUUUGCAUGCCGCGGUGGUUUGGAUUUUCUCGAUGCAAGUUUGCCUAAGUUUGUGGAUUUACGGAUUUAUGGAAGUCGAUGAUGAGUCUCAAAUCGGCGGCGGCGGAUUUAGGAGUGUGGUUAUGGGUUUGGGAUUGCAUGAAGCGGUGGUUUUCUGGCGGCGGUAUGUGGUGAGGCCGGUGAUGGAGGAGGCGGUUGCCGGGCUCCGCGGGGAGGGGUUUGGCUGGGGGGAGAAUUUGUUGUUGGCGGCGGCGAUUGGUUGUCUGUGGUGGCGGAGGUUGAGGGGGGAAGUGGAGGAGCAGCUGGUGGCGAUGGGGAAAGUUAUGGAGGAGGUGGAUGUUGUGGGGUGGUUGUUGUAUUGUUCGAUGGCGGCGGUUGGCGGAGUAAGAGUGGUCAAAGGUUUGUUUUGGGUGGUCAAUGGGAUUUUCCGACGUCAUCCGCGGGUCAACGGAGAGGCCGAUGGUAGUUCAGGUUUGACAAUAAAGAUUGAAACCGAAAUACGGAAUGUAACUUAA